Messenger RNA from Hyaloscypha bicolor E, 1073 nucleotides. RefSeq names its product NAD(P)-binding protein. The coding region runs from base 305 to 976 and encodes 223 amino acids. Gene Ontology annotation, cellular component: membrane. The record is from RefSeq and is a predicted model, not a curated record. The transcript is spliced from 2 exons. NCBI's taxonomy places the organism in Eukaryota, Fungi, Ascomycota, Leotiomycetes, Helotiales, Hyaloscyphaceae.
UCAGUGGCGACCAUCCAAGAAUCGAGUCAGGCUUCAACCUGAAAUCCGAAAUGGCAGACAUCUAUCCUCGACCAUCGACUCUCACUCGUCACAAUGGCACAUAUCACUUUAUCUCUCCCUCGAAUUUCACCGGUAAACUAAAAAGAAAAAUUGCCUUAAUCACAGGUGCAGGUCGUGGAAUUGGUAGAGCAACUAGUCUCGCCUUAGCCGCAGCAGGCACCUCAAUAGCAUGUCCUCUCACUUACGGCUUCCGAACUUGAGACUCUAGGAGCAGAAAUCAAGCAGAAAUCAACAGACUUCUAACAUGCCUACACUCUUUCUCGUGCGCGAUGUGCUCUCAGAUCCUGUCCAAAUAAUCUCAGAUGUUGAGAAAAGGCUUGGUCCAAUUGACAUCCUUGUCAACAACGCAGGUAUAAGUCGCCUUGGACCUCUAUAUCUCGAGAAGAACAUCGAUAUCUGGUGGCAUGUCCAAGAAGUCAACGUCAAAGCCCCCAUGGCGUUGAUCCAUGCCUGCCUUCCGAGCAUGAUGAAGCGAGGUUCAGGCAAAAUCAUCACGCUUGGGAGUGCCGCAGCGGAUAACAGCUUUCCUUUUGGCUCAGCAUACGGCGCAUCGAAAGCUGCGCUGCAGAAAGCGCAUCAGUGUUUGGAUAUUGAGAUGCGUGGCAAAGGAAUUGCUUUCUAUUGUAUUCAUCCCGGCGAGACGUCAACAACCACAAUGGGGCAAGGCGAUGGUGUAAAUAUGGAAGCUACGGCUCUCCCGGAAGUUCAGCGCGUCGUAAUGAACUUUGCCAAAACCGCGUUGACGGAUACGCUUGCGUUGGCGGCGGACUCGAUUGUUUUCCUUGCCGCAGAUGAGAGGAUGGAGGUGUUUUCGGGGAGGUAUUUGGAUUACUGUCAGGACAUGGAGGAGCUUUUACAGAACAAGGAUAAGAUCUUGAGUGAGCAGUUGAAUAUGUUGAGUAUCAAACGCUUGUGACGGGCUCGAGGGGGGGCUAAGAAUUGACUGAAGCAAAGGCUUCAGAAAGGGUGAGACACAGCACUUCAAGAGGCAAAGAAAUGAUAAUAAGAGCUUG